AUGGGUGACACUUCCAAGUCCGGGGUCACCCCCCUCGUUCCACCGCCCGAUCUCUCAUCGACCUGCACAGGCUCCCCACCAACGUGCACUGGCGAUUGCACAUGCAACAAUCCCGCCUCCGCCACGUCGAUGCCCGUUGCGCCGCCUGAGCAGAUGGCCGCGGGGCACCAUCCUUGGCAAGCAGUAUUUAUUGCGUUGCGAGAAGUGGAGCUGCGAGCCCCGCCUAAACGUCCAAAAAGCCACGACAGGACUGCCAAGAACACGACGAAAGGGAAAACCAGAGACAGGGGAGCUGCUGGAAAGGAGUGGGGUUGGGAUGAGCUCCACGGUACUACUUUCAAACGGCUGGAUCCCGCGAGCUGGCAGCGCAAACGACAAAGGCUCUGGGAUAUCCUUCCUCAUCUGCCCGGCUGUCCGACAGGAGCCUUGCCCACCACACAGCUCGAUGACGGUACCUCUCAAACUACGGCGUCCGGAAUAGAUCGCGCCCAAGUCGAUGCGGUCCAAAGUGCCAUGUCUCGUAGCGGGCCAAUCGAGGUCUAUUCAGAGAACGAUGCCGUAAGCAAGUGGCUCACGUCGUACAACAAGACGUAUGAGGUGAUUCUGCAGCAGCUGGCUCGGCACAUACUUGGCGAAGACGCCAAUGUUGCCACACACUAUGAUGUUACCGGCGAGAGUGUAGGCAUAGAGGGAGCCACGUGCCGCCCCGAUCUCUUCAGUGAGGUCAAGUUGGAGCUACCCAGGGAAAACGGCGCGAGUCAAGAGGGUGACAGCGUCGAUAUGGACGUCGACGACGAUGGGGAUAGCUCAGGUGCGGAGAAUGGCGACAGUGAAUGGGACGAGAGCGAUGGUGAGGAGAACCGAGAUGAAGAUAGCAGCCACGACGUUGUCGAGAGCAGUGGAACAACCAUCUCUUCCGGAAAGCCCUCUCAUUCGAACGGUAGUAGCUCGGAUUGCACCACCCAAUCCAGCUGCAAACCUGAGAGCUCUCGGGGGAAGGCCGCCGGGCUUCCCCGGCGGUGCCACCUGACCAUGACCGAGGCAAAGGCGGUCGAGGUCUUGCCAGACUCCAUCUUCGACAAGCUUGACGAAGACUACAUCCCGAACGAUAAUGAACCUCACAUCCAAGCCAUUGUCUACGAGAAAGAAACGAUUGACAAGGCGGUCAAAGAUGUUCGGGCUUGCACACGGGCAGCGAGGCGAGGCAGGCAACCAAACCUCGCCAAGACGACUGCGACCUCGACCUCUUCAAGAACGACCAAGAAGACGAAGCAGAAGGCGAUCAAAUUUAUACGGCUGGACAACGAAACGCGAUCAUCAGCGCGGAUCGCAGAGAAAGCCGCGGCAGCAGCAACAGCAACAGGAGUGGAACCACCUCCCGCUCUUGGUACUGGACCGAUUAUGAAAGGGCCGCUCCGAGCGGCGGCGCUCAACGUCUCAGAGGUACUCUCAUACCUCAAUGUCUUCGGAAGCAGAAACGGCAUACUCACGUCGAUAGUGCGCCAUGCCCCUGUGCUGCUGAGAAGUGGAAAGGGCGAGCAGAAGUGCGCGCUGGUAGGCGCGACUUCAGGCCAUCGCACGACGUUGAACCCGAAUGGAAUGAAGGUACCUCCGACGCCAACCCUCCUUGAAAUGCGUCUGACCCUCGACGCUGAUGAGCUGUAUUCCAUUGCCAAAUCACGCAAGACCAUCCUGGACGACGAAGGCCACCAGGGCGAUGAUCAUUCGCGCCCACCUCCUCUUCUUAGGUCAGAUGUCGGUGGCCACGUUCUCAAUGACCGUGCUCCCGGGGCCAUUACUCCAGACUGCGAGUCGGAUACUGCAUCCGGAUCAGGAUCAGACGAGGAGAUGGACGUAGACAACUGGGAUCAGCCAGAUCUGUUCGAUGGUGAGACCUUCGACGAGGAUGACAGGGUCAUUCUGGAGCACCAAUGCCGGGAACCAGGUGCCCCUGGAGUAGUCGCAGAACAGGCUUAG
Molecule: messenger RNA, 1977 nt
Organism: Trichosporon asahii var. asahii CBS 2479
Lineage: Eukaryota; Fungi; Basidiomycota; Tremellomycetes; Trichosporonales; Trichosporonaceae
Exons: 1
Coding region: 1-1977 (658 amino acids)
Source: RefSeq, a predicted model, not a curated record